CCCCGGGACUCCAACCCGGAACUAGCCUCCGCUCUGGCUCCCUUGGGAAGGCCGCGGCGCCUUGUCGGGAGUGGGAGCCUGGGCUGUGAGUGCGGGCCACGGGAACCAAGUCUCGGGCAGAGGAACACCUUCGUCCUCAGGGGCCUCAGACCAGGUGUGCCCUCGGCGGGAAGUUGCACAUCUGGAAAGUACAGAGGCCCCCACCUCGGGUAGACUAUGGCGCCCCCGCGGAAUGUAGUGAAGAUCGCCGUCCAGAUGCGCGACGCCAUCCCGCAGCUCAUCCAGCUGGACCAGGCAAAACCCCUGGCCGCUGUGCUGAAGGAGGUGUGCGACGCGUGGAGCUUGCCUCACUCUGAGCGCUAUGCCCUACAGUUUGCUGAUGGGCACAGGAGAUACAUCACUGAGAACAACCGCACGGAGAUCAAGAAUGGCAGCAUCCUGUGCCUCAGUACUGCCCCAGACCUUGAGGCUGAGCGGUUGUUGCGUGGGCUGCAGAGCGAGAGUUGUGAAGGGCGCCGGGAAGCCCUUCAGCACCUCGUUCUGCUGGCCCCAGACAUGACCUUCACCCGGGAAGUCAUCAGCCGUGAUGGGCUUCAGAGACUAGGCUCCAUCAUUGAGGAUGGGGACGACCUAGGAGAGGUGCUGGCCCUCGCACUGAGGGCCUUCUUGGAGCUCAUGGAGCAUGGUGUGGUGUCCUGGGAGACGCUCAGCAUCCCCUUUGUUAGGAAGGUGGUGUGCUAUGUGAACAUGAACCUCAUGGAUGCAUCUGUGCAGCCCCUGGCCCUGGGGUUGCUGGAGAGUGUGACCUUGAGCAGCCCUGCCCUGGGCCAGCUGGUCAAGAGUGAGGUGCCACUGGAUAGGCUGCUGGUGCACCUACAGGUGAUGAACCAGCAGCUGCAAACCAAGGCCAUGGCACUGCUGACAGCUUUGCUGCAGGGGGCCAGCGCUGCUGAACGUAAGCACAUGCUUGACUACCUGUGGCAGAGAAACCUUCGCCAGUUCAUCUACAAGCACAUCAUCCAUAGUGCAGCGCCCCUGGGCGACGAGAUGGCUCACCACUUGUACGUACUGCAGGCCCUUACGCUGGGGCUGCUGGAGCCACGCAUGCGGACGCCACUGGACCCCUACAGCCAGGAGCAGCGGGAGCAGCUGCAGGCCCUGCGUCAGGCUGCCUUUGAACCGGAGGGGGAGUCCCUGGGCACUGGGCUGAGUGCUGACCGUCGCCGUUCCCUCUGUGCCCGCGAGUUCCGCAAACUGGGCUUCUCUAACAGCAACCCUGCGCAGGACCUGGAGCGCGUGCCCCCUGGCCUGCUGGCCCUGGACAACAUGCUCUACUUCUCCAGACACGCGCCCAGCGCCUACAGCCGGUUUGUGUUGGAGAACAGCAGCCGUGAGGACAAGCACGAGUGUCCCUUUGCCCGGAGCAGCAUCCAGCUGACUGUGCUGCUGUGUGAACUGCUCCAUGUCGGGGAGCCCUGCUCCGAAACUGCCCAGGACUUUUCACCCAUGUUCUUUGGCCAAGACCAGAGCUUCCAUGAGCUCUUCUGUGUGAGCAUCCAGCUGCUGAAUAAGACCUGGAAGGAGAUGCGGGCCACUCAGGAAGACUUCGACAAGGUCACACAAGUGGUGCGGGAGCAGCUGGCCCGCACGCUGGCCCUGAAGCCCAGCUCCCUGGAGCUCUUCCGAACCAAGGUGAAUGCGCUCACCUACGGGGAGGUCCUGCGCCUGCGGCAGACAGAGCGGCUGCAUCAGGAAGGCACACUGGCCCCUCCCAUUCUGGAGCUGCGGGAGAAGCUGAAGCCAGAGCUCAUGGGCCUGAUCCGCCAGCAGCGUUUGCUCCGCCUCUGCGAGGGGACACUCUUCCGCAAGAUCAGCAGCCGACGGCGCCAGGACAAGCUGUGGUUCUGCUGCCUGUCCCCCAACCACAAGGUGCUGCAGUAUGGGGAUGUGGAGGAGGGCGUCGGCCCGCCCACCCCCGAGAGCCUGCCUGAGCAGCUCCCUGUGGCCGACAUCAGGGCACUGCUGACAGGCAAGGACUGCCCCCACGUCCGGGAGAAGGGCUCGGGAAAGCAGAACAAGGACGUCUGUGAGUUGGCUUUCUCAGUCAGCUAUGACCACGGGGAGGAGGAGGCAUACCUCAACUUCGUUGCCCCAUCCAAACGGGAGUUCCACCUGUGGACAGAUGGGCUGAGCGCCCUGCUGGGCAGUCCCAUGGGCAGUGAGCAGACACGGCUGGACCUGGAGCAGCUGCUGACCAUGGAAACCAAGCUGCGGUUGCUGGAGCUGGAAAAUGUGCCCAUCCCUGAGCAGCCACCCCCCGUUCCCCCACCCCCCACCAACUUCAACUUCUGCUACGACUGCAGCAUCGCUGAACCUUGACAGUGAGGUUGGCCAAGGGCCACAGCUGCUGCCACUGUGGUGGCCACAAAGGGUGGAGGGGGGAGAAGCACAGGCACCCUGACCAGCAGAGGCUGCAGCAGAAAUAAAGUCUGCUUGGCUCUUAGACAUGUGUUGAGCCAGCUCUGAACCCUGCAGGCUAAGCCUGCCUUCAAGCUUAGCUGGCAGAUAAGAUGAGGGCAUCAGGCCAGGGCCACAGCUUGGGGCCACAAACCUGGGCAGCUACAGUUGAGGGGCUGGUGUUCCGAAGGACGGUGGGGACCGGCUGGCCCUGUUACCUUUCUCCAGCGUGAGUCCUCAGCCUCCCUCAGUGCUAAGCCUGCAAAGAAGGAUGGCCUGUAGUCUGGGGGCACCAGCUGAGAGAGGUCUGGGGCUGCCAGCCAGCUGAGGGUGAGGUGGUAGGGCAGGAGGCAUUUCCCCAAGUGGAUGCCUUUCUGGGCGCCAUUAACAGGGGCCUAGUCUGGGAGCCAUGUUUCCAGAAGAAGACUCCUGACAGUCUGAGCUCAGUCCUCAACCCUGCUUGGCCCUUCCCCUGCGUCAUUUGUGGGUCGUGACGGCCUCCUGUUGAGAGGCGUGAAGGGAGAGAUGUGAAGUUGGGUAUGCUUUGUGCUGAAGGGCAAACUCAAGGUUCCAAAAGAUGUCCCCCAGGCCAGUGGGAGGAUGUAGGCUGAUUCUGACAAGGGGGAAUUUAGUGCAGCAAGCCUGCAUUCUGAUUAAAACCCAACUGCAGCAGCAUGGGUGGGGUGGGGGCCACAGACAGGCCAGCUGGAGGUGAAGCUCGGAGGCUAUGGUCACAGACCCCAAGCCUCUGAGGCAAAGAGGAGCACACCCACCCACAGGACCCACGGGCAGGCUGGAAGCUGCCAGCCACCACCCUCUGACCUCCUCCAUGCCUCUCACUACCUCUCUUUCCCAGUGCCUCCUCAAAAUAUGUUUUUUAAGCGUUAACCAUCA
Molecule: messenger RNA, 3351 nt
Organism: Aethalodelphis obliquidens (Pacific white-sided dolphin)
Lineage: Eukaryota; Metazoa; Chordata; Mammalia; Artiodactyla; Delphinidae
Gene: ELMO3
Product: engulfment and cell motility 3
Exons: 20
Coding region: 217-2379 (720 amino acids)
Biological process (GO): actin filament organization; cell motility
Source: RefSeq, a predicted model, not a curated record